CUCAUCUCUCUCCUUAAGGCUCCUUCACGAUGGACCGAGCCAUUUUGGACGAGCUCAACAUUAACAACAUCACUAAACAGUUGCGUUCCAGCUCCCGUUCGGUGAAAAAUCGGCUCCAAUCCAUCCUCAAGGACUACGAAUGGAUCGCCGCGGUCCAGACAGCGUACGAUCGGCCGUUGGUUCCAAACGAAAGAUGUGGCUUGUGGUACGUUCCCCCUGCCCAGCGUUUGGAAACAUCAUACUUUAAAUCCACCGAUGGUCACACCAAUGAAUGGGACUUUAGUCUCCGCCGACUCAACCUCCACUUGCUCCCCCUCAUCGCCUCCCACAACGGGAUCAUUCUUGUAGACUCCACGCGCAGAGGCAAACGCAUCCCCGAUGCGCUUUCCAAGACGGUUCCGAUCUGGUGUGCGGUGAUAAACUAUGUCAUGAUGGGACCUCCAGAGGGGGAAUCCCAUACCAACUGGUUGCAUUGUCCGCCGGGCCAGGUGUCAAAGUCAGAAUACACACAAAUCAUCUCCCGCAUCCCCCAGUUUGCGCAGAGGGCAACAGCGAUGGGAAUCCUCAAACCACAACAGCUCGCCGAAAUGUUGAGCCGCCGACCGUUGCGCCCUCUUUGGGUCUUUCCUGAUCCCAAAAACGCAAUCAACCUACCGGAAACCCCACCUGGCGUUUUCGAUGACUUCCAUCCGGUGAUCUGCUGCACCGCCAGUAAGAUGUGCCAGGACGGGAUCGAAAUGAACUACGCGUAUGACAAAGCUGGAAGGGCUAUCGACUCUUGGUACUACGUCCAGGGAGCUGCCGAUGACCACGAGUUGUGGGCUGGGAAGCACCUCAGUCCGCCUUUGUUCUGGCAAGUCGUAGCAGAUGCCAAUUUUGACAUAAACACGCUUAACGAUGCUGAAUUUUUACUAAAUAUUGAACAGCUACACAGUACAAAUAUCUCCCAGGCAACUACCAACAGCGAUGAUUUGACUCAGGCUUUGGGGAUCCUAAGGGUUGGUGAUACCUGUCUCGAUUUUGGAUUGAUCCUGGCAAACUUGCGGUUGGAGGCCUAUCAACAUUCCUACAAGGUUGCAGUCUGUUUUUCUGAAAACUUUGCGAUUGAAAGUGCUGCCGGGAGGUGUAAGGUGUUGAAUUAUCCGUUCCAAUCGUCAAAAAAGGGGUCCAAGCAGUUCAGGCAGGAGUUGCCCCAGAUUAUGGCACAGCUUGAAUCGGAGGUUUUGGCUAACGCUUCGAUCUUGAUUGUGUGUGACACGGGCAAAGACUUGUCCGUAGGCAUGGUGCUUGUGAUCUUGUGCCAAUACUACAAUCUCGAUACAGUCACGUUGAACAAAACGAAGAACGAGGUUGUGAGCAAAGAGUAUGUGAAGAAGUGGCUUGCUAGGAUCUUGGAGUACAAGAAGGUCAAUCCUAGUCGGGCCACUUUGUUGAGUGUUAACUCCUACUUGAUGUAAGAACCCCCGGUGUGUAUAUACAAGGCUUUUUAGCAUGAAUAAAGG
Molecule: messenger RNA, 1502 nt
Organism: Babjeviella inositovora NRRL Y-12698
Lineage: Eukaryota; Fungi; Ascomycota; Pichiomycetes; Serinales
Gene: RIT1
Product: tRNA A64-2'-O-ribosylphosphate transferase
Exons: 1
Coding region: 30-1457 (475 amino acids)
Biological process (GO): charged-tRNA amino acid modification
Cellular component (GO): cytoplasm
Molecular function (GO): tRNA adenosine(64)-2'-O-ribosylphosphate transferase activity
Source: RefSeq, a predicted model, not a curated record